AUGUCCGACCUGGCCAAACACUUUGCAAAAACAAAGCUCUCCGCGCUCCCCGCGCCCGAUGAGCUCCCUGAAUACGAGGACGAGGACUCCUCCUCAGCGUCCUCCAUGUCCAGCACCGGCACCGUGAUCCCAUCCAACACACAACGCCCUGCGCCUGCAAUACACUGGUCCGACUACUUCGCGCAGGAAUUCUACCUUGAAUGGAGCAGCCCAGAUGGGGGGAAGGCAAAGUUCCACGUCUACUUCACUCCGCCCACGACCCCAAAAGUACCACUACUAGUCCUCCAUCAUGGCGCAGGGUCCUCGGCUAUGAGUUUCGCGCUCAUGGCACAAGAAGUAAAGAGAUCAAUGCCAGAGGUUGGCAUCCUGGCCGUUGAAGCAAGGGAGCAUGGAAGUGUAGUCUGGGACGCUUCCGGUACAAUAAACACCACUCUUAGUAUCGACGUCUUGAGCCAAGACCUCGCGUCCAUGCUCCAACUUACGCAGGCAAAAGUGGGAUGGCCCCAACUUCCCAUGAUCGUGUUGAUUGGACAUAGUCUCGGCGGCGCGGUGGUCACAGAAGUCGCAAGCAAGGGAUUACUUGGAAAUUCGCUGCUGGGAUACGCCGUACUGGAUGUCGUCGAGGGAAGCGCAAUGGAGGCCUUGACGCACAUGCAGGCCUAUCUCCUCAGCAGGCCAAAGUCAUUUGCGAGCUUAGAUGCAGCAGUCGACUGGCACAUUCGGUCGCGCACGCUGAGGAAUUCCGAGUCUGCACGUGCAAGCGUGCCGAGCCUAUUACUGCAAACCCCCGACGGACGGUGGGUGUGGAGGACUGAUCUCUCGAGCACAGCAUCCUACUGGGAGAACUGGUUCACAGGGAUGAGCAGGAAGUUUCUCGACGGCAAGGGAGCAAAGCUACUGCUGCUCGCGGGGACAGAUCGUCUGGACAAGGAAUUGAUGAUUGGGCAGAUGCAGGGCAAAUUCCAACUCCAGGUUUUCCCUGCUUCGGGCCAUUUUCUUCAUGAAGAUCAGCCUGAGAAGACGGCUGAUGUUGUCGUCGAGUUUGUGAGGCGCAACGAUCGCAGUAUGUUGGUGUUGCCGCCAAAGGUUUCGGAUCUAUUGAGGCAGGGCAAGAAGGUUUGA
Molecule: messenger RNA, 1122 nt
Organism: Dothidotthia symphoricarpi CBS 119687
Lineage: Eukaryota; Fungi; Ascomycota; Dothideomycetes; Pleosporales; Dothidotthiaceae
Product: protein phosphatase methylesteras-like protein 1
Exons: 2
Coding region: 1-1122 (373 amino acids)
Biological process (GO): protein demethylation
Molecular function (GO): protein methylesterase activity
Source: RefSeq, a predicted model, not a curated record